AUGGAAGGAUAUCCUUACAUACAAAAAGUGUCCAGCCCGUAUGCGGCUUUUCAGGAAAACGCAUCAAAUCCAGACAAAUCAACUGUGAAUGGGAGCUAUGAACAACCUGUUUACGAACAAUUGAUGCCCUCUACAUUGGUUACCGUUGACCCGUACCGCUAUGAAGCUGGUAUACCUUCUGCAAGUAACAGCGUUGAAUCAACCAUAGUGGUUCCACAAACAACAUCCUGCUCCGGAACGUACAAUAUUGAUCCAUAUUCUACUUCUGUAGUUGGUAGCAAUAGUUCGGUUCAAACCUUGGCGUCAGAACGAACUCCUCAAUACGUACCAUCGGUCCUUAACGGGCAGCAGGCGAGUGAUAUAACAAAUGUUAGUGACAUACAUUCAUUUCCCGGUGGCGGCGAGUCAUCUAUAUGUAAUGGAGCAACGAGAGAUCACCUUAAAGAUAAUCCUAUACCGGACAAGUCAUGUUUAACAACACUAUCAGAACAAGCCCCUGAGUGCACACACAAAAGUGACGACGGAAAUAUAGUCCCACCGAAUGAAAAAAUCACUAUGUCAACAAAGGAAGUCGAUGUGCAUAAUUCCUCUAAAGCGAUUGAGAGCAUAGAAUCGAUGGAAAUGAAAACAGAAUCAAAUGCAUGUAAUCAACCCUACGCUAGUGCCAUAUCGAACCACGCAGCUGUAAAAGAAAAUGAACUUCAGAGUGAGUCAAAUCAUUCUGUUCUAGAUGAUAUUAAUCAUGUGCAAACACCGGAGACGGCUGAUUCUGCGUUGGCUGAGGAAAAGCUUGUUCAAUCCAAUCCGGAUGAAGAUGAAAACAGUAGCGACUCGUCGAAAUCUAACUCAUACACAGAAGCUCAGCAUUCCGAGAAUGUAUCUUCACUAUUUAAAAACGUGGUGCUAGUGCAAGCACACCCAAUUGCAGUAGAGGAAUAUGAUUCCAUGGAUCGUGUAACAUCUGCUUCCGAAGUGCAUUCGUUAAACGAAACGGAUGCGGUCGAUCCAAUCGUAACUAGUUCCGUGGAAGAUAUUGGACGAGAGGAUGGACCAAUGGAGCACGAAAUGAUGGAUCCCACCGGUUUGCUGAUAGAUGAAACGGGAGAUGUUCAAAAUUUUGAAAUAAUGGAAGGUGUUGCCGUCGGUCAAAUGGGACAGAUCGUUGCACUGGAUGCACCUAUAAUUGACCCCAAUGACGUGAUGGAAGAACCGGAAAACGAUACGGAUAAGGGAAGUUUAUAUGAAGAAGCCAACACCGAUGCUAAUUGCAGUGGUGAGGUGGUAUCAAGAGAAGAAAAUUCUUCCGAUGUUCCUGUAAAAAAGUCCAAACAGCUGGACACCGUUUCGCUUUCGUCCGGCGAUGAAGCUGCAGAAGGAUGUAAGGGUGAAUCACAAAAGUGCCAAAUGCGUAAACGAGGUUUAAUUCGUGUCGUAAAUGUAAAAAAAGAAUUGCUGCAGAAAAAGCGAUCAAAAACAUCCGAGCGAGGUGCUUCCAAUGAUGAUCCCUUCGGUUCGUGUGCAAGCUCAUCAAGCGAAGACGUCCCAAACGAUAUGUAUUUCGGUUCGCCGGAUCGUGUAUACACCGUCAGCACUAAACUACACUGGCAGCGGCAGAAACAAAAGCGUAACAAAUACUAUUCACGAGAGAAAACUACUGAUCAGUACAGCGAUGCAUCAAGCGAUAGCGAGGAGAAGGAACAAACUCAACGAAGGGCUAAAAAGGCAGAAGAAAUUGCACGCCUUAAGCUUCCGGCUUAUCAUCAACAGCAGUUGCAAGAAUUGGUGCUAAAGAAGCAUCCCAAGCGUGGCCGAUUUUAUGAUCGUUCGCAGGAUAUACCGAACGAUAUUUACUUUGGAAACGUAAAAGUCCCACUACACAUCCUUCACGCGAAGAGCAGUAGCUCUUCGGACGAAGAACCUUGGCUUGGUGGAAGCGCCAAUUCAGCGACGAGUUCUAAUUUGUGCCCUCGCAAGGAAAGCACAUCGUAUGCCAAAUCUUCUAACAAUCGUUAUUCUAGGAUUUCAUCGACGAGAGCUGAAUCAACGAGCACACACGGAAGCGUACGAUCCGUUCACCGGAUGAAGGAAUAUCUCAAAAUGGCAGGUUUCCGACACAUGCGCUAUCAAAAGCUAUGGCAAGGCUGUGAAACUAAUCAUGAGCGCGCGGAAGCGAUACUACGAUUUCUUCAGACGCAUGGUCUACAGGGUGAACCGACGGAUGAAAAGUGUCGCGAGCUGCGCAAACAAAUUCAACUACAAAAAGAAGUGGAAGUGUUAGAUACGAGUGUCAUCAUUGGCAGUGGUGAAGGACGUGUAACAAGGCAAAGGACUAAAAAAGUUUCCGAAACGACAGCUGUUGUACCCGAUGUAAAGCGUUCGUCGGAACAGUGUCUUCAGAAGGACGAAGAGACGCUAGAUUCUGCUAUUGCUACUGAAUCAACGGCACUAGAAACGGAAGACGUACAACAACAGGAGCAGCUACAGCAACAGCAGGAUAAAAAUGUCCCAUUAGAAAAUCAUGUGGAACACGCUUUACCGGUAGGUGAAUGUGGUAUCACGUCGAAUACACCAUCAAACGAAUGAAUUUCUGGAUUUGUUAAAAUUGUAUUUAAAAACAAUAUAUUUUGAAAUACCUUUAUUACUCCAAUAUUUACGGCAAAGCCUGAUUUAAUAUGUAUGUUUAGUUUACCGUCUCACGCGGUUAUGCCAAUCAUAUUUCAAUGUGUGCAAUUUUGAUUUAUUUUUACGCUGAACAAAACACAAUCAAAACAUUAAACGUUAUAUCAUUAAGCACAGCACCAAUAUCUCUUCUGUGAACUGUUUACGAUGCGCCAUACACUAUCUAUUCAAUAUUUUUGAUACUUUUAAGCAAAAAGGUCACAUUUAGUAUAGUCAUGAAACA
Molecule: messenger RNA, 2902 nt
Organism: Anopheles moucheti
Lineage: Eukaryota; Metazoa; Arthropoda; Insecta; Diptera; Culicidae
Product: HIRA-interacting protein 3-like
Exons: 5
Coding region: 1-2583 (860 amino acids)
Cellular component (GO): nucleus
Source: RefSeq, a predicted model, not a curated record